AUGGAUGGUAGACCUAAUCUUGGAUUAGAUCAAACUAAUUCCAAAUCAGAUGAAACUAGUUCUACAAUAAAUGCUACUAGUCCUAGAUCAAAUGAAACAUUUGUUGCAUCUGAGUCAAAUUACAGUGUUUUCAAGCCAAUUUUAAACCUUGAUGGACAAGGAUUCUUACCUUCACGCCUUGCAGCUAAUUGGAUUAGUGAUAUCCUCAAAAGUCACUAUAAUGAGCCAUGGCCAUCAUGGAAGAAGAUAUCAAUUAGACAAAGGGACUUGUGGUUUGGAGAGUUACUGAAGAAGUUUUCAAUUUGUCCACCGGAUCAUAGAUGGGCAAGAAGAAAUUUUGAAAUGCGAGGUGCUGUAAUCAUGAAAAGUAGUCUACAAAAGGCUCGGAAAAUCAAUACUAAGCCAAAUUGGAUUUUAGAUAGCACAUGGGAUAUAUUAUGUCAGCAUUGGGAAUCUAAAGAAUUUAAAAUAAAAAGCAUGACUGGAAAGGAAAAUCGGGCCUCUAACUUUGGAAGUUUUGGAGGGUCUCUUCACACAUGUGGCUCUAUUACCACAUCUCAACAUAGAUAUAAUAUGGCAAAGAUGAAUGGAAUGCCUCCAACAAUAAUAGAAUUGUUUCGUCACACACACCAACGACGUAAGGACAACUCUUGGGUGGAUGAAAAAUCAGAGCAAAAAUUUGAAGAAUUAACACAAAGUGCAUCUACACAAGGAAUUACUCCACCAAAUGAAUUAGAUGUUUGGUGUGAUGUAGUUGGAACCAAGAAUGGGAGGAUAUAUGGCCUUGGAAUGGAAUCUACUGUGAUUAGAGGUUGGCCUUAUUAUCAUGGCACAUCUUCAUCAAAUGGAUGGAUUCAAAGUCAAGAGCUUGAAAAACUUAAAAAAGACCUUGAAGGAGUUAAGCAACAAAGAGAUGAACUUCGAAUCAAAAUUGUAAAUAUUGAGAGGUUGUUUGAGGAAAACAAUGCAAUGAUUCGACAAUGGAUGAAUAGUAUUAAUCGUCAAUCCAUGCCACUAAGUUUUGAGUAA
This is a messenger RNA of Vigna unguiculata (cowpea), 1029 nucleotides long. RefSeq lists its product as uncharacterized. Lineage: Eukaryota; Viridiplantae; Streptophyta; Magnoliopsida; Fabales; Fabaceae. The record is from RefSeq and is a predicted model, not a curated record.